CGCAAGUAGGGCGCUGGGUGAAGAAUGCGUUGAUUUGUGUCGCGUUCUUUUGAUUUGCAGCCAGCGUUUAAGCUCUCCGGCCUGGUAAGUGUGGCGCCGAUCGUUAAUCUUCCUUUGAAUGGUUCAUCGCAAAUAUUUCGAGCGGGAUUUUGCAUCAGGGACCGAAAUUACGAGGUUUUUCGUUCUUUCUUCCGUGCGAACUGAAUGAUGCGCGCUCGAAAGGCGUAAAACUCAUUUGUUUUCUUGCUCGAUGCAAAUGAGCGAGGAGCGGCUAUGGCGGAAGUUCUUUGAAGAUCCUUCACUCUGGUGGGACAACAGAAGGAACAAGAGGAGCCCGAGCUAUCCAGAUUUCAAGCAUGCAUCCACUGGAGAAUGCCUGUGGAUUCACUCACGGCUCUGUCCAUCCUGGGUGUCUACCAAGCUCCAGCGGCUCGACGAACGUCCCACUUUUCGAUCCACUUCCGAUACAACAAAAUCAAGAACAGCAAGAACGGGAGAGAAGGAAAGGGUAGAGCCGCUACGAAUCUACAACAGGUUUCGAGAGCUGGGAAUAAAGCCCAGAGUCUCCGUGGUUUUGGGUGCUCUCAAGGCCUGUAGUAGCUCCAGGGAUUUAGAGACAGGGAGGAAAAUCCACGCCACUGUGCUGGAAAAUGGUGACUGCCACAACAUCUUCGUUGCUAGCUCGCUGGUGGACAUGUACGCCAAGUGUGGAAGCCUGGUGGAUGCUCGACGUGUUUUUGACAGCAUGAAGCAGCGAAACGUGGUGCCUUGGAACUGUUUGAUCCUCGGCUAUGCGGAGAGUGGAGAGGGAAAAACAGCGCUAGAGAUUUACUCCCGGAUGCUUGACGAGCAACGGACAGGCGGCUGUUCUCCAAACUAUGUCACCUUUCUCGCUGCGGUGAAGGCUUGUUCCAGCUUGGCAGCUGCGAGAGAAGGCGGAAAGAACCAAAAGGUGGCAGAUUGCUUGGACAAGGGCCGUGCUGUUCACUAUAGAGCGGUCGAGGGUGAUGGAGAGCUCCAUUUGUUUCUCGCCAACGCUCUUGUGGACAUGUAUUCCAAGUGUGGGAGCAUGGUCGAAGCACGCCAAGUUUUUGACGGCAUGAAACAUCGCAGCAUUGUCUCGUGGAAUACGAUCAUCCUGGGAUAUGCCGAGAGUGGCGAGGGGCAGAUUGCUUUGGACCUCUUCCAGCAAAUGCUACACGAAGAGGGACGAGGCUGCGGUACAAACUACGUGACUUAUCUCGCGGUGCUCAAGGCCUGCAUUGCUUUGGCAGGCAAGGAACAAGGUGUGCUUGUCCAGGGGAAGCUCGUCAAGCUCGAAUGCUUGAACAAAGCGCGAGCUUUUCACUCACAGGCUUCCAGGGGCCGUCAUCUCUCACACGAGUUUGUGGCGAGUGCUCUGCUGGACUUAUAUGCCAAGUGCGGUAGCAUGGAAGACGCCAGCAAAGUGUUCGGAAGCAUUCCUCGCAGCGUUGUCACCUGGACGUCGAUGAUUGCGGGUUAUGCCGAGACUGGCGACAGUGAGCAGGCAUUCAAGCUCUUCCAGCAAAUGCAAGACGAAGGUUUCACGCCAGAUGCUGUGACUUUCGUCGCUACACUCAAGGCCUGUAUCAAGCUCGCCGAGAAAGAAGACCUCGCCGGGAAGACAGAGUGUCUAGAACGCGGCAGAAAACUCCACAUGCAAAUUUCUCAGCACUGGAGUGACAACGAUCUGCCAGUGUUUGUCGCCAACGCGCUGGUGGAUAUGUACUCCAAAUGUGGCAGCUUGGCUGAAGCACUGAAAAGCUUCGAGAGAAUUCGGCAUAAGAGCGUGGUGUCCUGGACCGCGAUUAUCCUAGGAAAUGCUGAAAGUGGCAAUCCAGAGCUAGCUCUCGAGCUUUACAGUCGAAUGGAGAACGAAGGCCGUGUUGAAGCGGAUGGAGUGACCAUUGUGGCUGCUCUCAAGGCCUGUGCUCUUCUAGCCGCGAGAGAAGUCGAUGGAAAAGAUCUGAAAGUGGAGUGCCUGAGGAAAGGCCGGGCGAUUCACAGUCGAGCAGCGAGAGAUGGUCACGACCGUUGCAGCUACGUCGCCAAUAGCCUGAUCGAUAUGUAUGCGAACUGUGGGAGCAUGGUGGACGCUCACAAGGGUUUUAGCAGCAUGGACGAGGACGCUCGCUGUGUGGUUUCGUGGAACUGCCUCAUCCUGGGAUACGUCGAGAAUGGCGCACCCCAGCUCGCUCUAGAACUCUACUCACAGAUGAAACAACGAGGCGUUCAACCAGUGGCCAUCACUUUUGUCGCUGCGCUUAAAGCUUGUGGAGGUUUGGGAUCUCUAGAAGCUGGGAUUGAGCUCGAGAAGGAGAUCAGAGAGGCUGGACUCAAGGACCAGAUAGUGAUCGUCAACUCCUUGGUGGAUCUUUACGGGAAGUGUGGCAGCAUGGUCGAUGCUCAACGAGUUUUCGAAGAGGCUAGAGGAAGACGAGACUUGGUAACUUGGAACACUCUCAUCGAUGGAUAUAGUCGUCAAGGGGACUGCGAGACGGUGCUCACUUUGUUCGAGGGACUCCAAAGAGAAAGACUAAGGCCAGACGAGCUUACUUUCCUAUCGGUUCUCACAGCGUGUAGCCAUGCUGGCUCGAUCGACAAAGGCAUGGAGUACUUCCAGGCGAUGGCUUCUCCAAAGUACGGCGUGGUUCCAGGAAUCAAGCACUACACUUGCGUCAUCGAUCUCUUGAGCCGGGCGAACCGACUGAGCGAUGCAGUGGCGAUGGUAAAAAGCAUGCCUCUGGAGCCAAACGCUAUCAUCUGGAUGACUUUGCUGGGGGCUGCUCGAGAGUGGAACAACGUAGAAGCUGGAAGGCUGGCUUUCGAGGCUGUGAUGAAGCUGGAGAAGAAUGGAGCAGCGUGUGCUCUUAUGGCGAGUAUCUAUGCUGGUGCUGGGAUGCUGGAGGAAAGGUGGAAAAUGGAGGAAGAAAUGGGAGCUCUCCGGCGACUUAAGGCACCUUAAGGGGGAUUACAUCAACUUUAAGUUGAUGGCUAGGGCUCUUGCUUGCUGCUGCGUGACGCGCGAAGCUCUGGCAGCUAGCACUCAAAGCCACCAACAAACAACACAGGACAGAGUUCCAAAGGUAUCAAUUUUUUUCAUUCUUCGGGACUAA
Messenger RNA from Selaginella moellendorffii, 3137 nucleotides. RefSeq names its product pentatricopeptide repeat-containing protein At3g09040, mitochondrial-like. Gene Ontology annotation, biological process: RNA modification. NCBI's taxonomy places the organism in Eukaryota, Viridiplantae, Streptophyta, Lycopodiopsida, Selaginellales, Selaginellaceae. The transcript is spliced from 3 exons. The record is from RefSeq and is a predicted model, not a curated record. Gene Ontology annotation, molecular function: protein binding; RNA binding. The coding region runs from base 251 to 2986 and encodes 911 amino acids.